Kickxella alabastrina is the source of this 267-nucleotide messenger RNA. RefSeq names its product cytochrome c oxidase assembly protein PET191-domain-containing protein. The transcript has a single exon. Gene Ontology annotation, biological process: mitochondrial respiratory chain complex IV assembly. Bases 1 to 267 code for a protein of 88 amino acids. Lineage: Eukaryota; Fungi; Kickxellomycota; Kickxellomycetes; Kickxellales; Kickxellaceae. The record is from RefSeq and is a predicted model, not a curated record. Gene Ontology annotation, cellular component: mitochondrion.
AUGCCUUCUUGCGAUGGGAUCCGCGACGAAUAUAUUCAGUGCCUUCUACGGUCCGAAUGCGUAUUCAUCAAGAGACACUCUGUCGACGAGUGCAUAAGAAACAAGGAUCUCGCGCACCUCGUCCCGGAGCAAUGCAAGAUGCUCGGCAAAAGCCUGUUUGAAUGCAAGCGCGGACUACUGGAUAUGCGCAAGCGCAUGCGCGGUGUGCCCAAUGCGGGUGUGGGCAAACGGGAUCAGAUCGACGAUAGUUCAAAAUGGAGCGAAUAA